AUGAUGGUCAGUACGAUCGUUUUUCCGAAAACAAUAUGCGCAUGAGCCGUGACCUGGAAGGAACAGAAGUUUCGCCUGUUAUAAGGGGUGAACUUUAUGACUCGGUCGGCCGAUUAUCAAAAUCAAUGAAGGCACCAUCGGAUUACCGAGCGAACGACGUUUUCGAUUUUCGGAUGAAACAUCGUCUGGAAUUCGAACCAUGUAUGACCUGCUUAAGGAACCAGUAAUUUUAGAUUAAAAGUGGAAUUCCACUCUCAGUUAACAUGGACUACUUUUAAUCAUUCUGCUAUGUGUUAUUUCAAAAAAAAAAAAAAAAAAAAUCUAUAUA
Staurois parvus is the source of this 328-nucleotide messenger RNA. Lineage: Eukaryota; Metazoa; Chordata; Amphibia; Anura; Ranidae. The record is from the annotation of a GenBank genome assembly.